AUGACACUGUCGCUUCUGUCCUAUGUCUCCUUGAGCACCAUCCAGAGGAAGUUAGAAAGGAUCUGGAAACAAUUCGGUGAGGGCAAAAAGAGGACCACAGCAGUGCUUGACUGCCCGUGCUGUGCUAAGAAGGGGGUGGUCCGGCUGGAUAAGCACCUGCAGGACAGGCAUCUUAAGACCUCCUCCGAUGAGCGUGCUGCCCUCUUGCGCGAGGCAAAACGCGCGGCCAUAGUAAAGGAGCUGAGGGACCUCAGGCUCUCAGACCCGUCAGUGCCCCUCCUUUCUGAACUGGACAUUGAUCCUGAGCCCCUGGUGGGAGGUGAGGGGAUGGAGGAGGAGGAGGAUCAGGCCAUCGCCGGCCCUUCUGUCUCUGAUCCUGAGCCCCUGGUGGGAGGUGAGGGGAUGGAGGAGGAGGAGGAUCAGGCCAUCGCCGGCCCUUCCCUCUCUGGGACUUCAUACCACAUGGACCAGGAGAGGCCGGGUCCAUCUGUCAGUUUGGAGGCAUUCCAGAGGCUGGAGGCCCGCCUCAGCAGUCUGGAGCGCUCCCACGCCCUUCUUUUAAAGAAGUGGCGGUCCCUCCAGGCUGCCCCGGCUCCCGUGGCCCCCACGUCCGCUCAGAAGGGGGAGCACGUGGGCAAGCUACAGAAUGCGGACUUCCUGUAUGAAUCCCUCGUGGAGGACUACAGGCUGUUCCGGCUCGGGGCGCGGACCAGGACGAAGGACAUUGACAACGCGAAGCAGUCAGCCAGCCACUCCCUGAGGUUCUGCCGGUACAUGGCCCAGGGAGUGGCGGCUGACUGCCUGACCAGGAGCGUCAGGUUCCUCAACCGGCUGGACCACCUGCGUGGAUACCCGACGUACCUGGUCAACAAGGGGUACAAGAGUACCACAAUCAAAAAUAUGAUUACCAAUGUAAUCAUGUUCCUGCGCCAUGUGAGCAAGCGCUUCCCGCGCCAGACCCGCCUGAGGCCCGCUGAAGCCUCUAACAUCGAAUAUGAGCUUCAGCGGAUCCAACAUCCAGCGGGAAGUGCUUGUUCACAGGCAAAAGGUCCUCAAGAAAAAGUCAGUUCCAUUCUUUUCACAGCCGACCAGCUGGACCCCAGGGACAGCGUCACAUUUUUGGACAGGGCCAAAAGGGCCAUUGACGAAAUUAUCUGCCGAAAGGAUCCCGAUGAGCUGCAUGGCCUGGGGAUGGGCUACAUACUGUGCUACCUGGCCAUUGUAACAGGCCACCGGGCGGUGGUAUUCCAUCACGUGACGAAGGAGUCGGUACAGGAGGCCGACUCCUGGAAGUCUGGAACUCGCUUCCAAGUGUUGGUGGACGACCACAAAACCAGUCGAACAUUCGGGCAGGCCUCCCUCGUCCUCGAACGCCACGAAUUUAACUGGCUCCGUGUCCUGGCCACCGGUGAGGUCUGCACUGAGGAGUGCAGGGAGGUGGACAACAUAUUCCACUCGCCAUCUGGAGGCCCAAUAAGACAGGUCUCUGAGCUCAUAAACAGGGCGUGGGCAGCGGCUGGACUUGGGGGGUCCAUCAGCUUCAACAAGAUCAGGAGCAGCGUGUCCACACAGGCCAAUGACCACCUUACGGAGGAGGAGCGGCGGAGGGUGGCCAGGGCCAUGUGCCACGACCCUGCCACGGCCUCCAAGUUCUACGUGGCCCUCCCCAACGGGGAGAGCCAGUAUAGGGACAGGCUGCUAAGGAUGAAGGCCCUCUGUCUGGCCUCGAACACCAGGCCAGACAGGCACACCAGGCCAGCGGUCUCAAGUAGCUCAGAGUCAGAGGGACCUGAGCCGGCUUAUCGGGACUCGCCCGACUCCUCUGGCUCUGAGCUUGCCAGCCCUGAGCCAAACCCCUCCAGCCCUGAGCCAGACCCCUCCAGCCCUGAGCCCUUCACCCCACCGCCUCAGCCCUCGACCGCCGACCGCCAGCCCUGGACCCCGGUAUGGGACUGCAGCGAGGGUACAACGGCCUCGAGGAAGCGGCGGCGGAUGCUCUUCCCGGCCGACGAGGAGGACGAGGAGCCUCGCGCCCUUCCUCACCCCAUAAAGCAGUGCACGGUGGACUGCGACAGGCUGCCGAGUGGGGUGCUCCACUUUUACGCGAAUGUCAUUCGAGAGUACCCAGCUCAAGGACCGACGAGUGUGUGGAUUCUGAACCUGAGCCUGCACCGUGACGUCUCCAACCGAUGGAGGCUGCUGUCCCUGUUGUGGUGGGGAUGUAACAGCUGUCCAGUCAUGUGUAGCUGGUUGGUUUCGUACUACGUCACUCUGGGGUUCCCCUGUUGUUGUUGGCAGUACCCCUGGCUUCCUACAGGUGGUGAUCAUAGCCUCUGCGUGAUCUAUUUCACUCUGUGUGAUCCUGGGCAGAUUCUUCCGGGCCCAGGUGGAGGCUAUUUGAAAUGCCAGUUUCCAGUCCGUGGGUUGUUGUUUUUCUACCCCUGGAGAUACUACUUGGAGGUGGUGAGUGAUUUUAAUGACGUUAUGGAGUCUCUUAGCCAGCUGUCUAACGUCCGGAUCCAGUGGUUCUUGGUGGUCCUGUGUCCGUGGGUCCUGAGGUCUGGAGCUAGGACCCCCAUCGGGUCCCCAGGCUCAGGCGGUCACCGCUGUGGCCCUGCAGGUGCCACCUUCGGCGACCACGGGGCUGAGCCCAAGUGUGAACCGGCUGUACCCUCCACUUCCUGGUUCCUGAUGGGGGCCUCUCACAGGUACAGUUCGCCUGGAGUCCCGACAGCUCCAGCGCCUCCAGGCCGUGCACCAGGAAGGUCUGGGUAUUUGGUCAUCAUGUUCCUGACUGCCUGGAUUCCUGCUGGGAUGUCAAUGUUGGUGUACAAUAAGACGGGUGUCUGGUCGACAGGGGGUGGAGGUGGUGUUCCAGGUACUGAGCCGUCCCAUACGUCUCGCUGGAACAGUCAGAGACGAUGGGACGGCCCGAGCCUGGCCCUCGGCUCUUCGCUCCCUCUCAGGUCUGCUUUAAUCAAAAAAGGCAUUUCUGGAGGGAGGAGUUCCUGUGGAGGGAACCACUCUGAGGUCCCUCUGAAAGGCCUGGACUGGGACGUGUCUCCACUAUUUUUGAAGUCUAGUGUGGGGAUAAAACUGAGACCUCUUUUCAUUUCCAGCCCCCUUGUGUUUAAGCUUUGGACAUUGUCUGCCUUUGUGUUAAAGGAAUGCUGCCCCCCUGUCAAGUGUUGA
Molecule: messenger RNA, 3192 nt
Organism: Knipowitschia caucasica
Lineage: Eukaryota; Metazoa; Chordata; Actinopteri; Gobiiformes; Gobiidae
Source: the annotation of a GenBank genome assembly